Molecule: messenger RNA, 837 nt
Organism: Pediculus humanus corporis (human body louse)
Lineage: Eukaryota; Metazoa; Arthropoda; Insecta; Psocodea; Pediculidae
Exons: 5
Coding region: 1-837 (278 amino acids)
Biological process (GO): cilium organization
Cellular component (GO): motile cilium; cytoplasm
Source: RefSeq, a predicted model, not a curated record
AUGGGUGAAUCUUUUUUUCAGGUUUCAAAACAACUAAAAAAAAAGAAUUUAAAUGAAGAAGAUGAGGAAAAAGACAAAACGGAAGAUUAUUUAAAAGCUUUUGAUGAUAUAGAAAACAUAAAAUUAAAUUUAUUGGAAUCAUCUGGGAUUGAAUGCAUUUUAGAAGAUGCUUCUAUACAAUUAUUUAUAAUUGAUGUAGGAACAUGUUCAUCAAAUUCAAUUCAUUCUAAAAAUGUUAAUAUAAGCAUUAGAGAUAUAAUUGAUGAACUUAAAGAAGAAAUUACACAAAAAGGAACAUUUGCUACAUUGUGUAAAAAAGUCAAAGAAGAAAUAAUUAAAGAAAACAAUGAAAAAAAUCUAUUAAAAAAUUUAAAAAAGAAUCAACUCAAAAUGGAAAGGUUAAAAUUAAUGAUAUCGGAAUGCAAAUCAUCAAAAGAAGAAGAAUAUUAUAAAAAUAAAGAAAUAAUUGCAAAUUUAAAGGACAAAAUCCAUGAGGAAAUUGUUAAAGCGAAUGCAAAAUUAAGAUUUGUUGAUAAAUGGGAAACUGCUAAAAGAAAUCAAAAUCGAUUUAAAUGUCAAUUAGUCGAAAAUGAAUUAGAAAAAAAGUUGGAUGGUAUUUUACAAGAAUGUGAAAAUGAAAUUCGAGUUCAUAAUGAAAUUUGUAAUUUUUUGAAUCUUGAUGAAAAGAAGUUACUAAAUGAAAUUAUCGAGUGGCAAGAAAGGUAUAAAAAAGAAAUGGAAAGUAGAAGUGAAAAAAUAAAAUUAUUACAGCUUAAAAGAAAUGAACAGCAAAUCCUACUUCGCAAUUUAACACAAUUGGUAAAUAUAAGAAUAUAG